This is a messenger RNA of Exophiala viscosa, 1704 nucleotides long. RefSeq lists its product as uncharacterized. Gene Ontology annotation, cellular component: nucleus. Lineage: Eukaryota; Fungi; Ascomycota; Eurotiomycetes; Chaetothyriales; Herpotrichiellaceae. Gene Ontology annotation, molecular function: DNA-binding transcription factor activity, RNA polymerase II-specific; transcription cis-regulatory region binding; zinc ion binding. The transcript is spliced from 3 exons. Gene Ontology annotation, biological process: positive regulation of transcription by RNA polymerase II. The record is from RefSeq and is a predicted model, not a curated record. Bases 123 to 1643 code for a protein of 506 amino acids.
GCUCCUCAUUACAUUGAAACGAUACAGUAUCAAUUAUCAAUCCGUGGUCCACCAUAAAUUUGUGAGUCCCAAUUUACACACCCCAAGAGGCUGUCCACGGCGUCGGCCGAACUCUGCAGAAUAUGGCGCAUGGAAUGUUUGCCACCUUCAAGGUCUCUAAGAAGGAAACUGGAACCACAAGACCCAUGGUGCGCCAUCGCCGGUCCACUAAGGGCUGCUAUACAUGUCGACGUCUGAGAAAGAAAUGUGAUGAGACCAGACCAAUUUGCCGCAGAUGUGGGCAAAAGUCAUCAGUCCAAUGCAUCUGGGAAGCUGAACAGCAACUUUCACCAUGCAAUUCUGGAGCCACACAUACGACCAGUACAGCAUCACCAUGCAGCCUAUAUACUAGUACUACCAGUACGACGCCAUGGUCACCUCAACUGACUCUGCAGUCUUACAUAGCGCACCAAUACACGGCAGAGACGCAGGCAUUCGAUAUCGACUUCAGGCAGCUUGAAUACCUGCUCCGGACCUUCGAUAACAUUCAUUGUGUUUCUUGGGUUGAUCCGAAGCACUCUUUAGUUGCGCUCGGAUUUCAGUACGCGCUCGAGAGACCAUCUCUGAUGUACGCCUUUGCUGCAUGUGGUGCAGCCAUCCUGGCAAAAAUUGAUUCUCGAUGGGAAAAGGUCAGCCUUGCUCACCAUACUCGGUCGAUCAGGUCAGUAUCUACAGCGCUCAACAGCAUCAGAACACCAACUGCGGAUGACCACGAAUGGCUAUUGGCGUCGAUCAAUGCUUUACACAUAUUUGAAACAUUGCGGAAUUAUGACUCUCGGCCCAACACUUUUCAUCUCACUGCUGCGGUCCGGCUUUGUGCCAGGGAAGCUGAACCUCCGCCACCAAUGACUUUAUUCAAACACAGGAUCCUAGGAGAAUUUAUCUUCCAGCUUGCGAUUGCCAGCACGUUUCAUGCAUCCUGUUUUCCCUCUGAACAACCGCUACUGUACGUUCAUGACUUGCUGGAAACUCUCUGUGUUGACUGCGACCUGGUUGACAGCGAAACACUCAACUGGGCAACGUCGUCUCCGGUCGGCAUCAUACACGAGGUUUUCGAUUGGAUAUUCAGGCUGUCGUACUUGCGUCUACAGGUUCCGCUGACUGGAUGGCACCGUACCGAAGCCAAAGCUAUUCUGGUCAAGUUAGAGAGCUGGCGGCCUUUGUCACCCUACUCUGCCACAACAAUGCAUCCAGCUGGUUUACCGUUCGAGAUGACUGUCAUUGCUGACCUGUAUCGCUGCGCAAGUCUCAUCCUGGCCCAUAAAAUCCUCCAGCCUACUCUCAUCCCCAAGGACGCCGUGAUCCGCUCAUACGUAAACCACGGGGUAGUCCUUCUCAACAAUAUUUCAGAUUUGAAAUUGAAGGACACCACUUUGGUGAUAUGGCCCAUCUUCAUCCUAGGUUUGGGCGCAGGCACGGACGAGGAAAAGGUUGCUUGCCAGCGGCCUCUCCAAUACCUACUUUCCACUUGUGGGAUCGGAUGUACACAGGGCAUCUUGAAGUUGCUUUUACAUGCAUGGGGAUGCCAGCCCACGGUGGAUGGUGCUGGUUCUGGCCUUGAUGUCAUUUUCAGAGACGACCUUCUCUGCCAAGUCAUUUUCUGAAGUACAAUGUCGUGGUGCUCGAUGAACAGUAGGACAUGUAAGACCACAAUAUCAAGACUGC